AUGUUCAAAGGGCCCGAGAAGGACAUCGAGGUCAUCUACACGGCCCCGUCCUCCUCCGCCGGCGGCCUCACGGCGCUGCUCUCGGCGUCCAGCCCAGGCCCGGGAGCCCACGUACACGCGACACCUGCAGCCGCGGUCACCCGGAGACUGGCCGGGGGCCGGGGGCCGGGCAUAGCCGUCCUGCCUGGCGUGGCUCCGCCUAUCUGCUCUCGGCCCCCAGAAGUACCUCCUGCUGACUUAGUCCCCAGACCCCUCGCUCCAAAUGCCCCGGGGGCUGGCACGACCCGGCCAGCGCCCCACACGCCCGUCCCCGGCCUCGGCGGAGGGAGGACCGGCGCGCUCACCCAGCCCUGUCCCCGCCUCUCAGGAAAGGCCGAGGGGCCUGGCGGGAUGCACGUCACCCUCUGUGACUUCAUCGUGCCCUGGGACACCCUCAGCGCCACCCAGAAGAAAAGCCUGAACCACAGGUACCAGAUGGGCUGCGAGUGCAAGGUGAGCCCCCCCCCCCACACCCCGCAGGGCCCUGGGCCAGUGGGGGCGGCAGCAGGGGCCCUUUCCCGCGGGGGGACCUGGCGGGGGACCUGGCCUGCGGGCUGAGACGCCUCCGAGCGCUGCAGGGGAGUCUGAGGGGCGCCCGGCCCAGAGGGCCCUGGGGGGGCUGGCGAGAACCGCCACGCCCCGGCGUCCACGCCCCGGCCGCCCGCCAUUUCCGCCCGGGGCCUCGAGGACGCCGGCUCUGCGUGUUGAGAAUGCGGGCGCCCGGGCCCCCCAAAGGGGCACUGUCUCCUGGGCAGCUCGGGGCGGGCAGGAGCUGGGUGUGUGCCGAGGCCACGGGCGGUGGCCGGGGGCACCUCUGACGCCCAGGGCGGCCGCACCGGCUGUUGUCCACUGCCCCCCGUGCUUGACGUGCGCCCCAGCCUGCGGCUGCAGCGUCCCGGACAGCCCACCCGUGCCCGGCGUGACCCCGGGGCCAGCUGCUGCCGCUUCCUCUGUGGCACGAGGGCGCC
This is a messenger RNA of Condylura cristata (star-nosed mole), 1007 nucleotides long. It is a transcript of the gene TIMP2, whose product is annotated as TIMP metallopeptidase inhibitor 2. The transcript is spliced from 3 exons. Gene Ontology annotation, cellular component: extracellular matrix. Gene Ontology annotation, molecular function: metalloendopeptidase inhibitor activity; protease binding. The coding region runs from base 1 to 597 and encodes 198 amino acids. NCBI's taxonomy places the organism in Eukaryota, Metazoa, Chordata, Mammalia, Eulipotyphla, Talpidae. The record is from RefSeq and is a predicted model, not a curated record. Gene Ontology annotation, biological process: negative regulation of endopeptidase activity; negative regulation of membrane protein ectodomain proteolysis.